AUGGCUCGCCGUCCCGCUCGUUGCUACCGCUACUGCAAGAACAAGCCGUAUCCCAAGUCGCGCUUCAACCGUGGUGUCCCCGACCCCAAGAUUCGCAUCUUCGACCUUGGCCGCAAGCGUGCCGCCGUCGACGACUUCCCUCUGUGCAUCCACCUCGUCUCCAACGAGUAUGAGCAGCUGAGCUCCGAGGCCCUCGAGGCCGCCCGUAUCUGCGCCAACAAGUACCUCGUCAAGAACAGCGGCAAGGAAGGUUUCCACCUGCGUGUCCGCGCCCACCCCUUCCACGUCGUCCGUAUCAACAAGAUGUUGUCUUGCGCCGGUGCCGAUAGACUGCAGACCGGUAUGCGUGGUGCCUGGGGCAAGCCCAACGGCUCCGUCGCCCGUGUCAACAUUGGUCAGAUCAUCAUGAGCGUCCGCACUCGUGACUCUAACCGCGCCCUUGCCCUCGAGGCUCUCCGCCGUUCUCAGUACAAGUUCCCCGGUCGCCAGAAGAUCAUCGUCUCCAAGAACUGGGGCUUCACUCCCCUGCGCCGUGAGGAGUACCUCGAGCGCAAGGCUUCCGGCCGCGUCAAGGACGACGGUGCUUACGUCCAGUUCCUCAGCAACCACGGCUCUCUGGCCGAUAACAUGCGUCGCUUCCCCGAUGCCUUCACGGCUUAG
Cordyceps fumosorosea ARSEF 2679 is the source of this 660-nucleotide messenger RNA. RefSeq names its product 60S ribosomal protein L10-A-like protein. Lineage: Eukaryota; Fungi; Ascomycota; Sordariomycetes; Hypocreales; Cordycipitaceae. Gene Ontology annotation, biological process: translation; ribosomal large subunit assembly. Gene Ontology annotation, molecular function: structural constituent of ribosome. The coding region runs from base 1 to 660 and encodes 219 amino acids. The record is from RefSeq and is a predicted model, not a curated record. Gene Ontology annotation, cellular component: ribosome; cytosolic large ribosomal subunit. The transcript is spliced from 3 exons.